AUGGACGAUCUCAGUGACGAAAAGAAGUUGGUCAUCAAGGGUGGCUGUGCCUGCUGCGGCCUGGGGUGGCUGAUCUUUUUCAUCAUCUUGGGUACAAGUGUGAAAUAUGUCAACGAGCGGCAACAAGUGGUCUUCAUCUCCAACACCGGGCGCACCGUUGAGCAAGGGCCCUUUACCCGGAUCAUUUGGCCUUCCACCAGGCACGAGGUCCGGGACGCCAUCCAGGUGUCUCAGCGCGAGUACGCGGUGCUGCUGCAUGAGCGGUCCCAGUUGGAGCGCCAUGAGCCGGGGCCUGGCCAGGUCUUUAUGGACGCGUAUGAGGUGCUGCUCAGGAUCCAGGAAAAGAUUGUGCUUCAGAAGCGGGAGUACAUCCGUUUGAUCCACAAGAUGACGGGCCUUGAACGUGUCGUCCGCGGGCCUCAAAUCCUGGUGCCCGAGCCUCGGGAAGAGUGGCCCUCGGGCGUGGAGACGGCCAUCGUGAUCGGGCACACCAAUGCCGUGCUGGUGGAGAACAAGACAUCUGGCAUGAAGAGGCUGGUGACAGAGAAGGGCAUGUUUGUGCCGGCUCCAUAUGAGCGCAUCAUUGCAGAGAAGGACGCUGUGCUACUGGAGCCUUUGAUGUACGCAGUUGUGAAGGAUCAUCUUACAGGUCAGACCCGCAACGAGCUGGGCCCGCAGCUUCUUCAGGUGGGGCCCUACGAGGAGCUGUUGAACGUCAGCUCCAAGUGGGUUUUGGAGAAGGACUCCUACCUGCGCUUGGUGAACGGCCAGACUGGAGAAGAGCGGGUGAUGCAAGGUCCCUCCGUGGUUGUUCCUGAGCCGGUGGAGAGUGCGCCGGAUGGCAAGCAGAGAGCAGUGUACGUUGACAGUCAGACUGCUGUCCGGGUUGUGGACAGGCAGACGGGCCAGCAACGUCUGGAUGAAACCGCCGGGACGUUCAUCCCGCUGCCCUAUGAACGCAUCCUCGAAGUACAGCAGAAGACUUUGGUGUUGCCGCACCAGGCCUGCGUCACCCGAGAUGUUCAUGGCAGCGUGAACCUCGUCACUGGCGCCAGCGGUGCCACUGCCUUCUUUCUCCCGCCUCUUACUUCCCUCAUGGAGUUCAACUGGUCUUCCUAUACAUCUCCAGUUCUGGUGGAGCCUGUGCCCAAAGUUCUGCUCACGAUGAUCGAUUUGCGCGCCCAGAAGAUGUUCUUUCAAAACGAGGUCCGCACCAGCGACAACGUGCGGCUCAAGCUGGAGGGCACCAUUUUCUGGCAGGUGCAGGAUGUGAUGAGGAUGGUCUCCAUGACUUCGGACGUUCCUGGCGAUAUCUCCCAGCGCGCCCGCAGUGGCAUGAUCCAGCAGGUUGGAACGCUGACACUUGCGCAAUUUAUGGCCGGCUUCAACAACCUAACGCAGAACACCUUCAAUGCCCAGGCCGCGGACUCCUUCUACACCCUACGCGGUGUCGAGCUCCAAAGCUUGGAGAUCACGCGCUUCGAUUCCGUGGACGCGGCGACGGCACUGGUGUUGCAGGAUAUCAUCAAAGAAACCACCAUGCGCAUCAAUGAACUUCAGAAGCAGGAGAGCCAGAACGCCGUGAAUGCAGCAAAGCUGGCCGCUGACAUCUUGUUGGAGAAGCAAAGGACCGAGCUGAUUCAGACGCAAGCUGACAACACCAAGCUGGAGAAGCAAUUUCAAGGUCAGUCAGAUGGAGAAAAGAUGGUGCAAGCAGCCUUGGCCUACAUCGAAGGACUGAACAUGUCUGUGCCAAACGUCACCGAGCGAGUGGAGAUGUACAGGCUCCAGCAGACGCUCAAAGCACGCAACAACGACACCCACAGCCUGUCUCAGGGAAAGGCCCAGAUCUUCAUGACCCCAGAGGACUUCAACUUGAAGCUCGGGUCCGAGGUGCCGAAUGAGGAGGCGAACUUGGCGAUGUCCAUUUCAGCAGGCCUCGCUGGCUACGCCACCUCCAUUCUGCUGGUGCUGAUCGGGCUGGCUGUAGGGCCUGGAGAGGAUCAGGUGAGCCUGAACUACCAACUCUUGCCGCUGGUGCUGAAGUUCCUGCUGCGGCCAUUGCUGGGUGAGUCGUCAGUCACGGAGCAGCCCGACCCUUUCAGAGACCCAGUGGAGUUGGCCUUCCCAGCAAGCCCUAUCUUGAUUGGCGGCGUCGUUGGUCUGGUCAUCACCUCUCUGAAUCUGCUUGCGCUGGGCCGCUUGGAUGGUGCUGUCCUUGCGCGGGCCUUGCGCUUGAACGUCAGCAUCAUUGGCGUAGCCCUGUUACUCAGCGGCAGCUUAAGCAGCCCUACCGGUUUCAUGUACGGUGCUUUCGCGUUUUACGCCAUUCUCCUGCAGGGAGGCUACAACUCUCCUGCACGAGAUGCGGUGUCUGAGCCGGAUGCAGCGCUCAAAUUCCUGGCCACCGCGCUUGUGGCCUCUGGCAUCGUCCUGUCCAUACCUGGUUCGCUGCUGCCUGGGCUCUGA
Molecule: messenger RNA, 2469 nt
Organism: Effrenium voratum
Lineage: Eukaryota; Dinophyceae; Suessiales; Symbiodiniaceae
Source: the annotation of a GenBank genome assembly